AUGAAGCGGAUUUCGUUAACUGAGUUUCUGGGCACGAGAACGGUACAAAAUUUCUCAUCAAUCCGUGAAACAGAGGUUUCGAGUCUAGUAGACUCUAUCCACAGCUCAUCUCAAAACGAUAAAAACACAAUCAACAUCAGCAAGUCGAUGCGGGAGGCUGCGCAGGUUGCCGGAGGAUUCGACUUGCUCGAUUUCUACCCUUCUCUGGAGUUCUUAAACGGGGCUAGCGGGCUGAAAUUAAAGACGGCCCAAAACAGAGCAUCAAUGUAUGGUUGUGGGAGUGGCAGCAGCGGCGGUCGGAAUCCUGUUGUUGGUUGGCUGCACAAGGAGCACAAGCGAUGGAUGAGGAUGGGGGAUUGGGUUGAGAUGGGAUGGAGAUGGCGGGGAGCAGAAUCCGUCGGAAGCUGCGACAGGUAG
Molecule: messenger RNA, 417 nt
Organism: Linum trigynum
Lineage: Eukaryota; Viridiplantae; Streptophyta; Magnoliopsida; Malpighiales; Linaceae
Source: the annotation of a GenBank genome assembly